Messenger RNA from Camelina sativa (false flax), 1178 nucleotides. RefSeq lists its product as uncharacterized. NCBI's taxonomy places the organism in Eukaryota, Viridiplantae, Streptophyta, Magnoliopsida, Brassicales, Brassicaceae. The record is from RefSeq and is a predicted model, not a curated record. Gene Ontology annotation, cellular component: endoplasmic reticulum membrane. Gene Ontology annotation, biological process: sphingolipid biosynthetic process; fatty acid elongation; very long-chain fatty acid biosynthetic process. Gene Ontology annotation, molecular function: 3-hydroxyacyl-CoA dehydratase activity.
AGAGAGAGACUACACGAGUGGACUAAUCAUGGCCACACAAAGAAGUGACGUCACUCAAAUCUUAAACCCACCCUGACCGUCAAUAAUGCUAUUCAGACGAAGCAGCCACCACUUUUCUUCGAGCCGCCGCCGAUCCCGAUCCAGGCUAGAAUCCAAAUCCUCAUCUAAUCGGAGAUGUCUCCGUUCGUCAAGUGUUAUCUCUUUGCUUACAAUUUUCUCCAAGCUUCUGCAUGGACGAUUUCGCUCCUGAGUAUCUUAAGCAGCUUCUUAUCAAACAAGACAAUCGAUGGCGCUUACGCUUCUGCUGGAUACUUGAUUAGUGUGAUGCAAACUGCUGCUCUUCUUGAAGUCCUUCAUGGAGCUAUUGGGAUUGUACCUAGUGGAUUCUUGUCUCCUUUGAUGCAAUGGAGUGGAAGAACUCACUUCAUUUUGGCAAUUGUUGGACAGAUCAGAGAGGUCCAGGAUUCGCCAUGGCUGUCAAUAACACUUGCUGCUUGGUCUUUCGGUGAGAUGAUCAGAUAUCCCCACUAUGCUUUUACUUGCCUCGGUAGAUGUCCCUAUUGGCUAACCUAUCUCAGGUACACAGGAUUCAUUAUGAUCUAUCCAACAGGGCUAGUGGGCGAAUUGUUGAUCAUGUACAAAGCGCUUCCGUAUGUUAAAGAAAGGAAUCUUUAUGCAAAUUUCUUCUCUGUUUUCCCCUUCAGUUACUACAGUUUCCUUUGGGCCGUCCUCUUGGUGUACCCGUUCCUUUGGUUGAAGCUUUAUCUCCAGCUGUUCAAACAAAGAAAGUCUAAGCUUGGAAAACCGCAGAAGCAUCAGAGCAAGAGAAUGUGAAGUCCAUUUAAUCGUCUCAGACAUAUAUGUAUCUCACCAUUGAUUAUAUAUGUGCACCAAACUGUUCCUAAAAAUACCUUAGUAGAUUCAUCGGAGACUUUAUCAAGGUCGAUCAAGAGAAGAAGAACCAAGUGAACAACCAACAGAAAUCCAGAUACAAAACCAAGUUUCACAUGGUUGAUUCACAAUAUUAUGUGUUCUACAAACACUAUUCUUCAUAUGCGAAGAAGUUAAAGAGGUCUCUAUACAUCUUCUUUGAAACGAAUUCAGGAUAAAAACACAAUGUCGUUCAUUUACAUAAGCAAUUCAUAUCUUGACAUGAUUAUUGACAUGCUUAUGGUUAA